Molecule: messenger RNA, 531 nt
Organism: Oppiella nova
Lineage: Eukaryota; Metazoa; Arthropoda; Arachnida; Sarcoptiformes; Oppiidae
Source: the annotation of a GenBank genome assembly
AUGGAAGAAAACGAGAAGCUUUCGGAUAUUUGCGCUCAAAAUAGUGUCAAAGAUAUAGAUAUCGACGAAACGACUGUUUAUUAUGAGGAACAGCCGGAAGAAGACGACACAAACUUUGUGGUCGUCUCCACUUUGAACCAAUCGGCGAUUAUCCACUAUUUCUACGAUAGCGUCGCGAAUGUCAACCAAACAAAUAAAAAUCUGGAGACACCCCUACACGUGGCCGCCCGUUACGGGCACGUGGAGGCCGUCGAGCAGUUGUGCAAAUGCGGGGCUAAUGUGGACGCCGUCGAUGAGCACGGGGAGACAGCUAUGUUAAUCGCCGUUUGGCACGGCUUUCCUAAAAUAGUGCAUAUUUUGGGCGAAGUGGGCGCUCACACAGACAUCAACAAUAAGGAGGGCGAGACGGCUCUUCACGUGGCGUCGGCGAGGGGUCACUCGGAGUGCGUCCGCUGUCUCUUAGAGGCCGGCGCUCGCACUGACGUCAGGAAUAAGAACACUUACACUCCUUUACACUUAUCAUUGAAACGA